CACAGCAGAGCUUUACUGGUAAUAAUGGGGACAAAGCCCGGCGUAUGUACCGUGUGUUCAUGUCCGCAUUUUCCUUCUAUAGAUAAUACGGAUAUUCUUCCCCUCUUUGUUCCUGUCAUCCAUACAUUGCUGAUAGCUGCAGCUGUGCUUCCCCAUACGUCCUCCGGAUCCCCCUCCGACCUGUAUUGUUCUGUGGAGAAUAUGAGAACAAUUGUGUUUAGCGGCUGAGGUGUGCAUCAUGAUAUUCUGCAGUAGCUGAGGUAAGAGCUGUGAGAUAAAGGAGCCGGCCUCUAUAGAUCUGCCAGUCAGUUCACAGCAAGCUGAGGUACAACAAGCCUGAUCUCCCUUGUCACUAUGGACUCUGCACACUAUACACUGAAGGCCGCAGUGGCCCACAUGUGUCACUGCCCAGGAGGCCGCAACAGACCCAACUCAAUGCAUCCUGGUCAAGGAGGGAGCAACUCUGCUCUGUGGAGGCCCUGGGUGUUCUCGUCUAUGGACAGUACAUCAGACACACAGCAGAAGCUGGGUAGAAUGACCGAUAGUGAUAAUGACAAUGCCGGAAAGAAGGGAGCACUGGGAUUUCAGCACCCUGUGAGGCUUUACAUGCCCAAAUCAAAAACUGAAGAAUACCUACAACACAUGGGGAAAAAAGUUCUGGCCAGUUUCCCGGUGCAGGCCACCAUACACUUCUACAAUGACGAUUCUGACUCCGAAGAGGAAGAUGACUAUGGGAUGGACUACUAUAACUAUUAUCAGAAUUACAAGGGAAGAGAGGACCAAAGCAUGGCAGAAGAGGACUCGGCAUAUUCCUCGGGAACCGAUCAGAGCGCCAAAUAGUGGGACUGUAGCCAAAAGCAGUCACUUAUAGACUAAAGGUGGAGCAAUUUCGCCAUAAAGACCCAAUGGGCUUUUGUUUUUGCCAAGGAAUGCCUUAGCCGCCAUGAGUAGGUGGCAUCCCUUCUGUUUUAGGAAGGUUCUUGUGGCUUUAGCGAAGACAUCCCCCAAGGAACUGGUCCGUCUAUCGAGUCUGCACUGAUGUAUCAUGGUUACUAAGAGGGACCUCACUUACAGGGUUGUGGAGGCUUGGAACAUCUCAUGGGAUCAAGGAACAAAGACUACCAAGACUGGUUGUUGCAGAUCAGUCCACUUUUGAGAACCCUGAAGAGGAAAAGCCUUGUGGUUGUGGUCAGUUGGGUGGUCAGACAAAAAUCCCAUCCAAAAAUCAUCUGCCUUGGUACCCUUCCAAAAGUUGGUUCCGAGACCACCCAAAGCAAUGACAUAUUGGCUAGUCGAUUUCCUGCAACAAUAGCCAUUGUUAUAGGAGACCCUCCUCAUUGCACUCCUAUUAUUUUAUUGUAAAUAGUCUGUAUAUGUUGUAAUAAUUUUUUUUAUUCUAAUUUUUUUUAAAGAAAUGAUAACU
Hyla sarda is the source of this 1423-nucleotide messenger RNA. RefSeq names its product ripply transcriptional repressor 3 (gene RIPPLY3). Bases 355 to 840 code for a protein of 161 amino acids. Gene Ontology annotation, cellular component: nucleus. The transcript is spliced from 6 exons. Lineage: Eukaryota; Metazoa; Chordata; Amphibia; Anura; Hylidae. Gene Ontology annotation, biological process: embryonic pattern specification; negative regulation of transcription by RNA polymerase II. The record is from RefSeq and is a predicted model, not a curated record.